Molecule: messenger RNA, 1882 nt
Organism: Magallana angulata
Lineage: Eukaryota; Metazoa; Mollusca; Bivalvia; Ostreida; Ostreidae
Product: organic cation transporter protein-like
Exons: 10
Coding region: 42-1697 (551 amino acids)
Biological process (GO): transmembrane transport
Cellular component (GO): membrane
Molecular function (GO): transmembrane transporter activity
Source: RefSeq, a predicted model, not a curated record
CGAAAACUUUUCCUAAGUCGAACCUUUUUUCUACACAUACAAUGGAGUUUGAUGCUAUUUUUAAAGAGAUUGGCGAAUUUGGUCUGUACCAGAAAAGGAACUACUUUUAUAUACUGUUUGCCUGGAUCAUAACAGGACCGAUAAUGGUUCUCUCUGUGUUCGUCAUGGGCUCGCAAGAUUACAGAUGUCAUAUUCCUGGUCUUCAAAACGAUUCAUAUGCAGUUCAAGGAAAACAGCACACGGAUCUCAUUCACAAGUUUAUUCCUCUGGACAGUGAUGGGGAAUAUGACAAAUGCUACCUGUAUAACAUCGACCGAUCAAAAGCAGUGUUUGACAACGAAAGCCGACCAAUUAAUGCAUCUAAAAUAAAAUGUUCUGCCUGGGUUUAUGACCAAACUUUGUUUCACCAAACAUUCGUAAUGAAGGAAAACCUGGUGUGUGACAACAAAUACAAAGUAUCGCUAUCUAAGACCAUAUUCUUUGCUGGCGUUUUGAUUGGCUCUUUUCUCUUUGGAAUGUGUUCGGACCUGUUUGGACGUCGGAAAACCUUGUUGUUUUGUAUAGCCUUUGAGCUGGCAUCUACUCUGGCCCUGGCGUGGUCCUUCAACUAUGUGAUCUACGUCGUAUUUAGUUUCUGUUCAGGUGCAGCGUGUGUUGGCGUAUUCAUGACGACGUUUGUCCUAGCCAUGGAGUGGGUUGGACCAUCACAGAGAACAAAUGCAGGUCUAGUUCUAGGUUUUACUUCACCAUUAGGUGGACUUUACCUGGAGCUGAUCGCAUAUUUCACCAGGGACUGGUUUUGGACAGUUAUUGGAUCAGCAGUUCCAUUCGCACCUCUUUUCAUUUUAUAUUGGUUUCUUCCUGAGUCUCCACGUUGGUUGUAUGGUGCAGGGAAAAAGGAAGACGCGUGUAAAUUGUUGGUGAAAGCUGCAAAAUAUAACGGAAAAGAGAUCUCUUCUAAACUUUUUGACGAUGUUGAUUUGGGGCCAAAACAGACAGGAAAAAUAUGGAUGUUAUUUUCUGACCGACGCCUGGGCGUUCGAACGGUCAUCAUUUUCUAUAACUGGAUGGUAGCUAGUAUGGUGUUUUAUGGUUUAUCGCUGAAUACCGGAAUUCUCUACGGAGAUUAUUACAUCAACUUUCUUCUUGUUACCCUUGUGGAGUUCCCAGGAAAUGUAAUACCUUUACCCAUGAUUGAGAGGCUCGGCAGGAUAAAGAGUCAUUUUAUCUACAUGGGAUUUGGUGGCCUAGCAUGUCUGAGCACUAUUCUUACCGUCAACUAUGUCGGAAAAGACCUGCAGUAUAUAACUACAGCUCUAGCGAUGCUGGGGAAACUGUUUGCUACUGCGGCCUUUGCCACUAUCUAUGUGCUGUCUGCCGAGCUGUUCCCUACUGCUAUCAGAAACAUUGGGAUGGGCUCCAGCUCCUGCUGGGCUCGCGUGGGUGCAAUGAUCUCUCCCUUUAUUGCUGACACGGCUGAUUUGGUUAGAGGAACAGCAGGGACAGCCAUACCUCUGUCCAUAUUUGGAGGAGCUUGUCUCUUUGCCGCCGGGCUAACAUUGAUUCUUCCUGAAACGCUUCAUCAGUUGCUACCAGAAACUAUUGAGGAUGGAAAAAUUUUCACAACGAAGGAGUAUAAAGAGAAAUCUAAGAGAUACUUUCAAGAAAUCCGAGACAUCAUAGUCACCAAGUUUUAAGAAGUAUCUUCCAAGCAGUUUUCUAAACAAAAUAAUGUUAAAAUUACCAUCGAGAUCGACAAUAUUUCUCUGUAAAACCUCCGUUCAAAAAUAUUUCCUAAGUUUUCCUUAACUAUUUUUCAACCGAUGUCAAAAUAUAUCAUCGAUAUCUGCUGACAUGGAGUUAAUAAACUGCGUCAAGGAAU